Lichtheimia ornata is the source of this 1971-nucleotide messenger RNA. RefSeq lists its product as uncharacterized. NCBI's taxonomy places the organism in Eukaryota, Fungi, Mucoromycota, Mucoromycetes, Mucorales, Lichtheimiaceae. Gene Ontology annotation, cellular component: Golgi membrane; cytosol. The record is from RefSeq and is a predicted model, not a curated record. The transcript has 13 exons. Gene Ontology annotation, biological process: intracellular protein transport; endoplasmic reticulum to Golgi vesicle-mediated transport. Bases 1 to 1971 code for a protein of 656 amino acids. Gene Ontology annotation, molecular function: syntaxin binding.
AUGCAAAGCCCAAUUAUCGUCGACAGUGGAACAGAAGACCGUUCGCUACGAUCAGAGCAAUAUGCUGCUGUCGCGUCCAUGCUUAAUCUGAACGCCACCCAUGCCGACAAUGUUUUGGAAACAACACCAGCUCCAACUUCUUCAAACAGCAAUGAGAAUGGUGGGAUGCUUUGGAAGGCUCUUAUUUUCGACAAGUUUGGCCAAGAUAUCAUCUCAUCUAUUAUGCGUGUCAAUGAUCUACGCGAGAACGGUGUCACUGUGCAUAUGCUGCUUUCUCAGGAUCGAUCUUCUCUUCCAGAUGUCCCUGCCGUAUACUUUGUUGAGCCCACAUCCGAGAACGUCAAGAAGAUUUGUGAAGAUAUGAGUCGUGGAUUAUAUGAAUCAUACUACAUCAACUUUUGUUCAACCAUCCCACGUCCUAUUCUUGAAGAACUCGCAUCAACCACAGCUGCCAAUGAAACAUCCGAUCAAGUUACUCAAGUCUAUGAUCAAUACCUCAACUUCAUAUGCACCAAUCCAGACGUAUUUUCUCUCAAUCAAUCGCAGGUGUUUGUCACUCUCAACAAUCCUGGUGCCCCAGAAAGUUUGAUUGAUGAAACGAUUGAUAAGGCCGUCAAUUCUCUCUUUUCGGUCAUUGUCACUAUGGGCGUCAUCCCCAUCAUUCGGUGCCCACGAGGAAACGCUGCGGAGAUGAUCGCUACCAAGUUGGAUAGCAAACUACGUGAUCAUGUCAUGAAUUCACGGGCCAACCUCUUUUCAAACAGCUCAUCCAAUUUACAACGACCAGUAUUGAUUUUGCUGGAUCGUAAUAUGGAUUUGACCCCCAUGUUGAGCCAUUCUUGGACAUAUCAAUCUCUUAUUCAUGAUGUUCUCGAGAUGAAAUUGAACCGGAUCACUAUCGAGGCAGAUGAAAAGAUCAAUCAAACCAGGAAGAGCUAUGAUAUUGAAAACAAGGAUUACUUUUGGAGCCGAAAUGCUUCGAAUCCCUUCCCACAAGUAGCUGAGGACAUUGAUGUGGAGUUGAACAAGUACAAGAGCGAUGCAGCUGAAAUUACGCGCAUGAGCGGUGUUAAUUCUCUCGAAGAUGUCAACCAACUCGACUUAUCCAACAAUACCAAGACUUUGAAAUCUGCCAUCACAGCCUUACCCGAGUUGACAGCAAGGAAAGCUACUCUUGAUUUGCAUAUGAACGUGGCAACUGCACUGCUCAACAAAAUCAAAGAUCGACAACUCGAUACCUUUUUCCAGAUUGAGGAGAACAUUACUAGACAGAACAAAAACUUGUUGCUUGAAGUCAUCCGUGAUCAAGAAAAGAAGAAUCCAGAAGACAAGAUGCGUUUAUUCUUGAUCUACUACCUAUCAACGGCUGAUGAAGUACCAAAGGAAGAUAUGGAUGCAUAUGAAAAGGCAUUGGGAGAGGCAGGAUGUGACAUGACACCUUUGGAGUAUAUCAAACGCGUACGACAGCUUAUGCGGAUGACUUCAAUGAUCUCUUCGCCUUCGGUUGGCCAAUCUUCUGGAUUCUCACAAAAUGACCUAUUCCGUGGUUUUAGCAGUAUUGGCAACAAGCUGACGGAUCGGUUGAAAGAAGGAGGAUUAGGCGGCAGCUUCGAUAAUCUAUUGUCAGGCGUCAAGAAUUUAUUACCUGCACGUAAAGAGCUCGUCAUUAGCAAGAUCGUUGGCGACAUUAUGAAUCCACCACAAAACGAACCAUCCAAGGCUGAUGAUUACUUGUACUUUGAUCCCAAAUUGAGCCGCAACUCGCGUGCGCCACGUCAACACAAGGCUUCUUUCCAGGAGGCAAUCGUUUUCGUUGUUGGUGGUGGUAAUUAUGUGGAAUACCAAAAUCUCCAGGAGAUUGCAAAUCAAAACAAUCAAAAGAAAAAGAUCACGUAUGGAUCGACAGCAAUAUUAUCGCCGCAUGAAUUCUUGGAUCAGCUAGCCACGUUGGGUAGAGAAUCAAAUGCUUAA